Molecule: messenger RNA, 1464 nt
Organism: Photinus pyralis (common eastern firefly)
Lineage: Eukaryota; Metazoa; Arthropoda; Insecta; Coleoptera; Lampyridae
Gene: morgue
Exons: 6
Coding region: 137-1396 (419 amino acids)
Molecular function (GO): protein binding
Source: RefSeq, a predicted model, not a curated record
CUCUGUUCUGUCAAGUGUCAAUUAUAUCGUUGUGGUUAAAAGUAUAUAUUUGUUUUUAUUUGAUGCUUAAUGUUUUUUAAUUAAAUCCUUUUAAUAUUUUCCCGAUUAUUGAAUUAUUUUGUAUUCAAAAUAUAAAAUGAAGGACAACAAUGACAAUAACACCUUGGGCGAGUUAUACAAACUUGCAAAUGAAAUAAGGGAUGGUUUAUUUUUGGGAAGCAUUCCUUACAACACAAAUAAUAUUGAUUCAAAUUCCAAUGGAACUAUAAGUAAGAAGAACAAAUUAAAUCAAUCUCGAACCCAGAAAUUGUUUAAAUUUGAGAAUCCAACAUGUUUCACAUGUAAUGGAUAUUUUGGUCCUUGUUUCGAAGAUCCCACUUGUGCAACCUGUCAUGCGUUUUUAUACCCAGCGCUCCCUCCCGAAGGUAUGCAGAUUACAGCUUUUGCAGAAGCAAGUGAUGACAGUGAUUCGGGAAACGAUGAGCCCACAGAUGUAACUUACCGUCACAAUGUAUUAGAGUUUCACUCCCUCAAUCAAGCAGAUAGGCCAACCUCCACACCACCUGUUGAUUUUGAAAGGCUUGACCGAGAGUUGAAUCGAAUAUCUGUGAUUCAACAUACCAUAGACAUUAAUAUUGAGCAAUUACCACCUGAAGUAUUAAUAAUAGUUUUUCAAUACUUGGAUGAGAUCUCGUUAUGGACUGUAGGACAAGUAUGCUCUCGUUGGCGAGAAAUACUUCACAUGCACAUCAGACCUGAAAUAUGGCGAGUACUUACUUUGCAACGAUGGCCACUUUUAUGCAUUCCAACUAUAGAUAUAGACUGGUAUAAUAUGUAUACUAAAUUAAUGCUGAAUUGCUGCUGUAUUAAAUGUGUCAAACAGAUGGCAGCACAGGAGCAUUGCAGCAACAUUGAAGAAAGUUCAUGGAGGAAACAUAGAUUAAGGACAGAGCUAAGAUCCAUGAGAAUGGAUCCUCUUGAUGGUAUUCAAGCAAAGCCAUUAGAUAUCGCUUGCUAUCACUGGCAGGCUGCUAUACAAGGCCCAAUUGGUAGUCCUUAUGAAGGUGGAAAUUUUUUCUUAUAUAUUCAAAUUCCAUACUCGUACCCUAUGAAACCACCAAUUGUACGUUUCUUGACUAAAAUAUUUCACCCGAAUAUCUCAAGACAUGGUGAUAUUGGAAUCGAUGCCAUUCAUCACAACUGGUCUCUGGCACUUACUAUUAAUAAAGUGUUGUUGUCCAUUCAGUCUUUAUUAACUGAUCCAUACUGCGUGGUAAGUGCGGUAUGUAUGGAACCCUACAUUGGCAAAUUAUAUUUGGAUAAUAGGGAAGAAUAUAAUCGACAAGCCAGGUGGUGGACAUGGCGUUUUGCUAUGAUUGAUCUUGUAGGUAAAUAAGUUCUAUCCUUGUUAAUUUUUAAACUGUUUUAUUUAAAUUGUGAUAAAAUAUACAUUUAAAUACUUUG